CCUCUUUUUGUGUAUGUUUCUGUGUUAUUGCGUAAAGCAUGAUCCUAUACCAAUUUUGUGUCACUUCCCUAAGAAAUUGAUCAAAAACUCCACGACGCCACUCUCAGUAUCACAGAACCAAGCAACUAUUUCUUCAACCCAUGAAUCAUCAACAACCAUUAGAAGAUACCAUCAUGGAAAUGAGGGAAUGUUUCAUGCUUUCACCUGCUGGUGGUAGUGAACCAUCUCUCAGAACUGCUCAUUUUCUCAAACCUAUUGCAAACUCCAUUCAUGAACUUAAUUUUCAGUUUAACCUUGACCCUUCAUCUUCUUCUUGUUCUGUCUUUGAACCUAAGGAAUGUUCUUUGAAAAUCAAUUUCAAUGGCUGGCGCUACCCACGGACAAAAUGGGUUAAGUGGGUUGAUCAACUUAAACCCAGGUACGAAUCAGUUUGGAAAAAAGCUGGAAUCUUUGAACCUAUAAUGAGUACUAAGAGCCGCAUUAUGAAAAAUCAAGACUUGGUUUAUGGGGUUGUUGAGAAAUGGUGUUCUGAGACAAAUACGUUUGUGUUUCCCUUUGGUGAAGCAACGAUCACUUUGGAGGAUGUUAUUGUUUUGGGGGGUUACUCUCUAUUUGGUGAUCCUGUUUUCACACCACUUGAAGAUCAAGAAAUGAAAGAGGUUGAAAAGAAAUUGAUGCUUGCAAGACAAGAAAGGAGUAAGAAAGGUAUGACUUCUACAUCAGUUUGGAUGGAUGUUUUCAUUGAUAAAAGUAGUGAAAUUGAGCAUGAAGCAUUUCUUGUUACUUGGUUGUCAAUUUUUGUUUUUCCUCACAAAUACAAUCUGGUGAAAAGUUGUUUGUUUUCUAUUGCUGUUCAUCUUGCUAGAGGGAAUCCUAUUGCUUUAGCACCUGCUGUUUUGGCUAGUUUAUACAAGGAUUUGAGUUUGUUUAAGGAAACAAUUGUAGGUUUUAAGAAAUGUUCGGUAGGAGGUGAUAGACUUCCCAUGGUGUGGGAGAUUAGUUUACAAUCACCAUUUUACUUGGUUCAAGUUUGGGUGUGGGAGAGGUUCAAAAAUUUGCAGCCACAACCUAACUUGAUCAAUAAGGGAGACCAUGUAUUGUUAAGGUGGCAUAUGGUUAAGGCUUUGGAAAUUGAGAAUGUGAGGUUGGCAUUAGAAUCAGCUAUUGAUGAUUUUCUUUGGCGUCCAUAUGUUAGAUAUGUUGAUAAUUGCGGAAUGUUUUAUCCAAAUGAUGAAAUUUUGGUACCAUUUAAGAAAGUUUUGGUGGAUAUACAAAUGCUCUCAUUUGUUCUAUGCUUGAGAGUUUCUGAGCUAGUUGGAUUUGAAUGUAUAGAGCAAUAUCUACCACAUAGAGUUGCGAUGCAAUUUGGAAUGGAUCAAGAUGUUCCUGGCUAUGUGUCUAGAUUCAACAACACUGAAACCAUUGCUUGGAAAAAUUACACUAGACCCUUAUCUGAUACAAGUUUACAUUUUCCAUCUAGAUUUUUCGAGGCUGAUGUUACCACGCGUUAUUCAAAGUGGUGGAAAAAAUCAGUAUUGGGUCCUCAGGGUUUCAAUAAGAAUGUUGUGCGGCAGAAGAAAAAUGUCGGGUCAUUGAAAUGUAGUCCCGAGGCUAAGCUUUCACUUGAGUUUUCUCAGAAACUUGUUGGCCCUGUUACUCUUGGAAAAUCUUGUGAUGAUGUUUCAAAAACUAGCAAGGGUGAUAAUAUUGUUGAUGAUGAUGUUCCUUCAGAUUUUAUUCCUGAAGUUUUGACAACUAUGUCAUCUGAAAAUUCUGUUGAAGAUGUUUUGAAAGCUGAGAAAAAUGUCGAUGCUGAUGCUCGUUCAAGUCUACCACAAAAACACAGCACUCUGAGUCCUUUACUAUCGGAUGAAGAUUGUAAGCAUGUACUGGAAGAAGAUGUUGAGUUUAACGAUGCAAAUGAGAGCAAAGAAGAAGCUAGGAUGUCAAGUGACAGAAUCAGCGAAUCCGGGAAUCAAGAAGAAAGCUAUAGCAAUUUAUCUGAAGCAAGUAUAGCGGAACUUGAACGGAGAAUUAGCCGACUCGAGAAGGUGCAUGCAAAACUGAAGACAACGAGGUAGUUGCUGUGAAAACAACUUGACAGAACUGGAAUUCAAUGAAACCGGGAAUUUCUUGUGCAGAAUUUGAUUUUGAGCCUUACAUUUACAGUUUAGUAGAAUUAAUUAAAGAUGACAAGGUUUGGUCACAGUAAUAAACAUACAUUAUUACAGUACUAGUUAAGCUACAUAACAAGAAUGUUGAUUGAAAAAGAAGACCAAAUGAAACAUGAACUUUUUAGGAUAUUAAUAUUGUGACUCAGUUUUUGCUUUUACUUGAAUAUUACAUAGAAACAUAGUUAUUAGUUAUUUGUAAACACUCAACUUCAUCAAAAUUAGCCACAAAUAGUAACGGACA
Molecule: messenger RNA, 2415 nt
Organism: Lathyrus oleraceus (garden pea)
Lineage: Eukaryota; Viridiplantae; Streptophyta; Magnoliopsida; Fabales; Fabaceae
Exons: 2
Coding region: 141-2081 (646 amino acids)
Biological process (GO): meristem development; meristem maintenance
Source: RefSeq, a predicted model, not a curated record